UGUUAAUACUGACUAAUGGAUUUUGUAACAAUAUCCUUUUACAUGGGGAUAUGUUGAGAGGAAGUGUUCCUUCCUAUGAUUGCUGAGGUAAUACCAUUGUUAGUUUUGAUGAAACUACGAGGCAUAUGGGUAAAAGUGCAGGAAACAGCCCAAAAAGAAAGGAUUCCUCUCAGGAGAAUAGUCCAGAAAAGUUGAUUGUUCCCCGGCGGGCAAGUGACCUCCUCAGGGAUGAUGAGGAAGAGGAACCACCACCUUUGUGGGCUUGGUAUUCACAGCCCAACCAGGUUGGCCUUAAAGGAUCCCUCACUGCUCCCCUCACAGCACCAAAUACACCUACAACCUAUCCUCUUGACUCAUCUUUUCAUGAGGCCAUCAGGCAGCGACUUUUUAACACUGGUGCGAUGCCUCAGCCAACUGUUUAUCAGCAACUUCGACCAGGAGUUAGUGUCAUUCAGGGCGUUCCUAUUGGUGCUACAGUAACUCCUACUGGAUAUGCUACUUAUAACCAUGCUGCGCCAACGGCUAUUGUGACCACGGUUGUUCCCCUAGGUUCUCAGUCCACACACAUGAUAUGUCCUCAUUGUCAUGCAGAGAUAGAUACAGCUACUAAAACGUCUCCUUCAAUGGUUGCAUGGUUGUCUGGUUUCAUCAUCUGUAUUUUAGGGUGCUGGAUGGGUUGCUGUCUUAUUCCUUGCUGCAUUAACGAGUGUAUGAAUGUUGAACAUAAUUGCCCCAAUUGCAAUUCCUUCUUAGGAAAAUAUAAGCGAGGAUAAUUGAAAGUAUCCACCUAUUUCUGUUGUUCUUUACAUCAUUAUAGUAGCCUCAUGUUGUGUGUUAGGUUAAAAAUCAAUGUAAUAUUCUUUAAUAAGGCUAAAGUUAACUGUAACUUUUUAUAUGGAAAAAUUUUUGUUUUUACCACCAAAAUAUGGUACCCUAUGGAAUUGGUCUGGUUCAUAAUUAGUAGCUUUCAGGAACUUGCCCUGAAUGUGUCAAGAGCAGUAGUAAGUUGUUAGUCAGAUUUUGUUUUUGUGAUUACUAAAUGCUGCUAUCAAAUACCAAAUUCUUACAAUUGGUUGAAUUUUUAAUAGAAAAAAAUUUGUUGUACAGAAAAGUGAGUUAAUGUGUAAGAAUAGGAAACUAAUUUUUGAUGUUUUCAUAUUUCCUAUUUCCUCUUGCAUUUAAAUUGUAUUGUAUUUUGAUGUCAAGUAAAGGUGUAUUGAACAAAUCAAAUUAUUCAUUAUAUUGAAUAUUACAUAGGAUUCUCUUUAUCUAAAUUCUAAGCAGGAUUUGUUGGAGCAAAUGGAAUUCAAUCUUAGUACAUCUUUUUCAUUACUAAGUUUCAACAAAAGGCCAGUUUGGUCUUCAUAUGAUUUAAUUUAUCAGUUUUACCGAGGUAUUCGGUUUUAUGUAGGACUAUUAUUGUAAUCAACUUUACUAAAUUUCAUAUACAGAAUCUCAAACUAAUUAAAAUCUCCUUUUAUGAUCUUGGCUAACUGUAACCUAAAAAUAUGUCAUGUGUUAUAUGUGUAGACAUAACAUUUAUUACAGCAUUUUACCAUUCAUGUAUCAUAUGCAUAGAUGAAUUUUUAUUGUUAAACCUCUGGUUGUAGGGUAAAUGGAACUAAAAACCAUCAGAAUACUAUUUAGUACAAAAUACCCAUGACUUAUGAAAUUUAAAUAUUACCUUUGAAACUGGAGAAAUUUCAUACUUAUUCAAUCCGAUUUCUUCUCACACACAAAAAAGAAAAACUAGAGCAAGGUUAAAGGAAAAGCAUGAAUUUGGUUUGAGGUAUGUGUUUUAACCAGUGAUAAUUUUAUGCAAAGUUACCCUUCACUGGGAACAAUAUUUUAAAAAUUUUUGAUAGCUGAUGAAAACUGGUAAUACUGUAAAUUAAAUUCUAAGUACCUAUCCAUGUUUAUAAAGUGCCUUUUUAAGUAGUAAGGUAGCAUGUAGGUUGUGUCCAGAUUUAUUAUUUUGAGAGAAGGUAUGCCAGAAAGAAAUAAGGUACAGUGGGGCCUCCCUUAGUCGCGGAUCAGCAAUCAUGGGUUUUUCCUUGGACCACGUCUCAGUCUAUAUCGCAGCAUCGCGGGCUUGUCCGUGGUAGGCUAAGCCUCGUCCAGAUCCGAAAACCAUCAAAUGCAUGAACAGAUUCACAUUAUGAUAUUAACCGACUGUAAAGGUGUAAUAAAACCAUUCUCACCUUAUAUAUUAUUGGCAUAUCUUCAUAAUAUAAAGCCUAUUCAUGGAAUAAUUCCACAUCAUUAACAUCAACUUGUAGUUGAGAUGCCAGCAGAAAUUUAAACAUUGAGUUACAUUGCUUCACAGCGACCUUUGCCAUUCAUUAACCUUUUAGAAAUGUUAAUAGUAGUAGUGUAAUUACAGUAGUAAUAACAUUUAGGAAAACAAUAAUUUACAAUUCGAACUUCAUUAUUGUUUUGGUAGGACGUAAUCAACUUCUCUGAACACUGCAGUCAUACAAACGAUAAUGUCCGGUUUCCAGCUGGUGCUGAGUAUUUAUCCUAAUGUUAAGACUGAAGGUUUGUAAGUUAUGAAAAAUACACAUUGGUUAAAAAUGUGUCAUGUUGUUGUUUGCGAUUGGCGACGAAGCUUAAACGUAAUAAAACCAUUUUUACCUUAUAUAUUAUUGUUAUAUCUUCAUAAUAAGCCUCUUCAAGGAAUAUUUCUUAGGGAAAGCAUUUUUCAAAAGUCAAAAAUACACUUUACAAGUUUACAGUAUGCAUUGAUUACUUUAUUUUGAUGUGAUCACAUUAUUAUUACAGUAUGGUACUGUAAGCAGUAUAGUAACUAUUUUUUAUCAUAAAUGUAUAAUCAUUCACGAAAAAAAUACAUAUGAUCACCGUGACGUCACCAAACCUACAGUCUCGUUCGUGCAUACUAUUUUUUACACAAUGUGAUAAUGGUUACACCGUUCUACAAACUACCGAUCCAUUUUACAUAAGUAUCCUCUAAACUCCCUCCUCAUAAAUCACUUUACUUACUUUUUUUGUGGAGCCCAAAUACUAUAUCCCGGAAAAUUAACAAAAUCGCGAAUUUUAUCAGAGCAAAAUUUACUAAUUACUGUGUUUUCAUCUUCUUUUCACUAAAUACAUUUUUAGGGUAAAAUCAUUUACAAAUAUUCAAAUACUAUGAAUGUAAAUAGCAAAAUCUCUCUCUUUCUUUUCACUUAUAGAAAAAAAUUAUAAUACUGAUCUAUUAUUAUCAUAAUAAAAGAACAAGAUGGUCCCCGACAUCUGUAGGUACACGUGUUGCCAUAAUUUUAUUCUUUCUCCGAUAUACUAAACUGUGCUUCAGUACAACUUUUAUAGUUGACUAAAUGAUUAUCACAUAACAGUAUACAAGAGAAUAUCUUAUCACUAUCGAUGUUUCACUUAUCACCAUAAAAAUAUUUAAAAUACAAAUUUCAUUAUGUUAUUCUCGAGCUAAGCUAGCCAACAGUUACUCUCGUCCUAAUUGAUUGAUUGAUUGAAAGUUUUCUGGCAUCCUGACGCCGACUCUCGUCCUAAGCUGCUCUCUCAAGCAAGUCAACAGUUACUCUCGUCCUAAGCUCUCUCUCUCUCUCUCUCUCUCUCUCUCUCUCUCUCUCUCUCUCUCUCUCUCUCUCUCUCUCUCUCUCUCUCUCUA
Molecule: messenger RNA, 3643 nt
Organism: Macrobrachium nipponense
Lineage: Eukaryota; Metazoa; Arthropoda; Malacostraca; Decapoda; Palaemonidae
Product: lipopolysaccharide-induced tumor necrosis factor-alpha factor homolog
Exons: 4
Coding region: 126-773 (215 amino acids)
Molecular function (GO): zinc ion binding
Source: RefSeq, a predicted model, not a curated record